Molecule: messenger RNA, 756 nt
Organism: Gopherus flavomarginatus (Mexican gopher tortoise)
Lineage: Eukaryota; Metazoa; Chordata; Testudines; Testudinidae
Product: interleukin-23 receptor-like
Exons: 2
Source: RefSeq, a predicted model, not a curated record
UUUUUCCUUAUUUUAUUUUAUGUAAGAGUUAGCAGAGCACUUGCAUCAUUGACACCAAAAUGGCUGACUGAAGAUUUUCCUAAUGUGGAAAACAGCAGUGUGGUAAAGUCAUUCCAGGAAAAAAGUGAGUUAAUGAGUUGCAAUUCCAACCAGUUGUUCUUGGAUAAUGAUGAUCCAGUUGUUACGGAAGUACUAGAGACAUCACUGCAGGAGGAGUGCAAGACCACAGACACCAAAAAGGGAAACAGAAAAGUGGCCACUGAGCAUAUGGCCAUCUCCCAAAACUCACUGUUUGUCAGCACUCUAGUCACUGAGCAGAACAAUGGCUACAAGCCCCAGGUUUCCAACAGAAGCCCACUGGGAAACAUAUCUAGUAAUACUUACGAAGCACAGUCCCAAGCACUGGAUCCAAACACAUACCUCUCAAGCCAAGAUACAAAUGUUUUCUUAAAAGAUUAUACAAGUCCUAUUACUUUCUUGUGGAAUGCUGAAGGAACUGAGAGCAAAACAUUUUUACUUGAGAAGAUUAACCUCAUUUUAAACAACAGAAGUGGACAGAGCAACACUUUCAGUACAACAGAUGAGGAACCUAAUACACUUUUGGAAAACCAAUGGAAAAGUCCGCCAUCCACUGAAAAUGUUCAAGAGCAGACGUUAGUUCCAGAAGAGUUGGUCUCUUGCUUAGGAGCUGUGACUGAAGGAUCCAUAGGUAUAAAGUCCUAUUUUCCACAAACUGUUGGAAAACUAUUUCAAUAG